This is a messenger RNA of Mizuhopecten yessoensis (Yesso scallop), 2606 nucleotides long. Its product is annotated as tripartite motif-containing protein 2-like. Gene Ontology annotation, molecular function: zinc ion binding. The transcript has a single exon. Lineage: Eukaryota; Metazoa; Mollusca; Bivalvia; Pectinida; Pectinidae. Bases 453 to 2036 code for a protein of 527 amino acids. The record is from RefSeq and is a predicted model, not a curated record.
GUUACACGUCUGAACAGGUAGAUCUACAAAUGGUGGCCGAAGAGCGUUUUCAGUGUGGACUUGUAAAAUCAAUGAGGAACUGACAUUAACCAGACAUGUCUCCUUGGUCUGAGCCAGAAAACAAGUGAUUCAUCAAAACAACCAGAUGUAAUUAAAUUCCAGGCUUUGUUUCCAAUACUGGGGACAUAAACAAUGACAAUAUGUACCUGUUUCCUUGACGUUUACAUUCUGAGGCUUGGAAUGGAAGUGAUCAUCAGGUAGCUAUGCUUUAGUGUCUUUACAAUUAUGUUAUAUGAACAAAUGUGCCUGGAUUGGAGCUCAGAGUAAAGUCAAGAUUUAGAGACAUAAAAUAAAGUCUAUUUUGUGACUGUUAUUCAAUAUCAGUUAUAAUAGACAAGUUGUUUGGGUCUAUUUAUAGACUUCCUUUUCUCUUCCUCAACUUUUUCAUCAACAUGGCAACACCCAUAGGUCAAAUCCCUCUCUGUACCUGUACUGAACACAAGGGGAGACCACUGGAACUUUACUGUGAGAAAUGUGAUAUGCUGGUCUGUUAUAAAUGUCUGAUAUCUACUCACAAAGGCCAUAAUGCUUGUGAAAUCAGCGAUAUUACUCCUACAAAGAAACAAGACAUUCAAAACUUUAUUGACAGAACUGAAAAACAUGACCUGGUACAACUUAGGGAAUACAUCACAUCUACUGAUACACUUCUUAAAGACAACACCAGCAAUUUUGAGAAUCUAUCAGACAAGUUGAAAAAGCAAACAGACAAAUUAAAGAAAGACCUCGACUUGCUUACAUCACAGACACUCUCUGUCUAUCAUAAAAUGGAGGAGGAUAAUACCAAGCUAAUACAGAAAUACAAACAGGACCUUGAAAUGUACGACAAGCAACUCAGACAACAAAUUCAAGAAUGCAAAGCAGCACUCCAGCAAGGUUCUCAAAUAGAAAUCUACGACACAGGAUGUGAAAUUCAUUCCCAAAUAAGUCUCCCUGUAAAACCUGUCCUGGGUACUGCCAGUUUCACUCCGAACAAAACCCCUCACCAUCACCUAGAACUGGCCUUAGGGAAAAUUGACACCUUAGAUCAAGGUCAAGCUUCAACUGACCAGGAUGGGUCAGUCAUGACAUCUGGUGGUCAGAAACCAUCCUCUACAUCACAACAGUCAGAACCAAAAGGAAAGAAGGCAGUGACUAUGUACAAACUACUGCCACAGACCAAAGUGUUGGAGGAGUGGGAGUCUCCUGUUGAUAUUAAUUCUAUAUGCCCCACCACUGAUGGUCAGGUGUGGACCAGUGCAGGUUACAGUAACACAUUAACUCUCCUGGACAGGAACGGGAAAGUAAUACAGCAGGUCAAACAAAAAGCUGUCAUCAACAACAUAAGUCUGUCACCAACAACAAACACACUGUGGGUCUGUGAUAGAGAAAACAACAUCAUGGAGCUGGUAUCAGGACGACCGACACACAUAUUCAGCAUCAAGGAGUAUCCCAUCUGUAUCUGUGUUACUGCCAGUAACCAUGUCAUUGAGGGGAUGACCAAACACAUCUCCAAAUUUACCACACAAGGUCAAAUGGUACUCACUACAAGUGUUACAGGGACUGGGAAGCCAUUAGUGUGUUCACCAUGGAGGAUCUCAGAGUGUCCUGUCACUCACAAUGUCGCAGUGGUUGAUUGGAAUAAUAAGGAUAAUGGUGCUGAUGGGAUAGAACAUGUUAUUGUUAUGGACUCUGACUUCAAGGAACUGUUUAUAUAUAGAGGUGACAUCCCCAGUACAUAUAAACAAUCAUCACAUAAAGGAGCUAAACCAUUUAACCCCUAUGGUGUAGUGUAUGACAGUGUGGGGAACAUUAUCAUAGGAGACCGUGACAACUACAGAGUCCUACUCAUCAGUGGACGUGGUGAGUUCCUCGGGAUCAUACACACAGACACAUACAGUAUAUGGGCUGUAGGUGUAGGCAGAGAGGAUGUCCUGUGGGCAGUGUUUGGUGGAAUGUUUGGUGGGAAUGUUAAACUACUACAGUACACCAGUGUGUGACUCCUGUGAUAAAACUAGUAGGUAUAGGUUACCAUGACAACACAGAAUCAGACCAACAAAACUGACCACAAUAAACAACCAGUCAACAUUCUACCCUGAUUGUACAUCUUCAUAAUCACUGGAGAAAAUCUGUUCAACAUUCUAGUGAUUUUCUGUUAUUAUGAUCAUCAGAGAUAAAAUAGCCAAUAUUCUAGUGUGAUUAAUAAUUCGUUCAAACUAAAUUUGUUACUAAACGACUAAAAUGAACACAUGUAUCUAUGAUCUACAGCCUAUAGUGUGAGACAUCCAGAUUACUCUUUUGUAUAGAAAUAUACCAAUGACCUCUAAAUCACUGACUGGAUAGUGUGACAAACAGAUAAGUUGUGGCUGGAUAGUGGGAUAAACAGAUAAGUUGUGGCUGGAUAGUGGGACAAACAGAUACGUUGUGGCUGGGAGGUAGGACAAACAGAUAAGUUGUGGCUGGAUAGUGGGACAAACAGAUAAGUUGUGACUGGAUAGUGGGAUAAACAGAUAAGUUGUGGCUGGGAGGAUGGACAAACAGAUAAGUUGUGGCUGGGAGGUAGGACAAAC